GUGGAUAACUCUGCUCUGAUCUACAUGCAGAGUGGCGGGCACGGAGGCCCCCAGGACAAAGCCACGGCAGACACCCACCGCUCGCCCUUCUUCCUCAAGCCCAGCCAGGGACAGUUGCAGGGCUCACAGCCAGGGCGGUUGGCGGGUGUCCUCUCCCCCACCACGGCUGCGCUGCCCGACAACAGCAGCACCAGUGACCCAGCCACGGACAACAACAGCAGCAACGUUGUCGGAGGAGGUGUGGCGGGUUCGAGUCCGGAGCUGUCUCAGCUUCGUCUCAAGUUGGAGCAGAAGAGGAAGGAGAUAGAGAGAAAGAAGCACCGGAUGGAGGCGCAGCAGAACAAGAUGAGGCAGAGGCUGGCAGGGGCCAUCACAACCAGCCACAGACCCACGCCACGGCGGCCCAGCUCAGAGGUCAGGGGGCGGCCAUCGCAGCGGACACCUCGGCCAAUCGCUUCACGGACUGGAGGACGCAGUCACAGCUGUCCAGAGCUGUCUCGGGCGACCGGGGCGGUGGUGGUGAUGGUGGUGGUGGUGGGGAUGCUGGAGGGAGUUCUGCUGCUGCUGCCCAGCGACCGGUGAAUCUACAACAGCAACAGCAACAGCAGCAGAUGGUGCUACCCCGUGGUGCGGAUGGGAACAGCGGUCGAGCACCGUCGGAAGCCGGCUCGGAUUCCUCAGGCUCGUCCCAGAAGUCGUCUGGGAGCAAGGCAUUCUCGCGGGAGGGCAUGCAGCAGACCAUCGACAAGGUGAAGAACAACUGGUUCCACAAUGAUCUCAUCACUGGUGGGGGAGGAGUGGGAGGAGGAGGAGGAGGAGGGAUGAGAGGAGCGGGGAGUGAGGAGGACGUGGACGUCCUAGACGGAGAUAUCGGUUUCGCCCGAGGGCCGGGCGGGUAUUCCCGAGCGUCGUCUGCUAGUCCUCAGUCGGGAGGAGAUCGGGGAACGCCUCCGAGGGCAGGGGCGGGGGUGGGUGCUUCGCAGUUAGCGACGAGUGCCCCCGUGCCCUGCCCCCCUCGCCCCGCCUCGAGAGAAUCGUCGUCCUCUCCACACGCCAAAAGUGACUCGGAGAACUACCAGGAGUACGACUCCUCCCUGGACAAACUCAACAACAGCCUGACGGAGCUGCAAGGGGAGAUAAUGCGGCUGUCUCUGCAGCACGAACAGCUCAAGGCUGCGCAGUCUCCGCAGGGUGGCGGCCCCGAGAUCCCGUCUGGGUUCGAGCCCCGUAUGAGCGAUGCUCUGGCUGCGAUCGGCUCCAACGAAGGGCUCGCCACACCUCCACCCCCCUCCUCCUCCUCGUCAUCCUCAGGGUCGGCCUCAGGGCGGCCCAUCCACGGCAUCCCGCCGCAGGCCGCCUACCAACAGCACGCGGCAUUGCUGCGGCAACAGCAGUCCGGCAGCCCGUCCCCGGGCCCCCAGCAACAAGUGCCAUACGCUAAUAAUAGUAACAGUUCUGGCACGCCCCAGUUCCCCCCGUCUCCCCACCAUGCUGUGGCCGACGUAGACUCGAACUAUGAGACCCCUGGUGCUGUAGGCGAUGGAGCAAACUCCGACAACCAAAACAAAGAUGGAGGUUUCUUCGUGUCCUUCGGGGACGACGCCACGCCCAAGCGAUCCAAACCCCGUUUGUCAGACCGGCGGGGAGUGUCCCCGGCCCCCCAGACACCACAGCGCGUGGGUCCCGGCUCACUCACCAAGGUCAUUGACGAGGCAGACGUUGUCCCGGGACACGCCAUCGAUGUGCUACCCCCCCAGAAGGGGGACGACUCUGGCGCGCCCGCUCUCGGCUUUCUCAUCAAAGACCAGGAGGCAGAGGCCAAGAAACAGGCGGGCGGCGAUGAGAUGCAGAAGAAGAAGCAGAAACUGAUGGAGAUGCAGAGGAAGAGGAAGGAGGAACAGGAGAGGAGGAGGGUGGAGAAGGAGGUAGAGACUGCUCGCAAACAGGAGCAGAAGAUGAUGAAAGAGGAGGAGGCGGAGAAGAAGAAGGUGGAGGAGAGAACGCGGCGUGAGGCUAUCUUCCAGCAGUACCUCCAGCGUAAACAACAGGACGAUGAGGAACCGAACCCCACACCGCCCGUGAAGCACCGCAAGGACAAGAGGAACAGCAGCGGCAGUCGGCCACGACCCAAGUCUAUGAUGGCCAAAACCAAACCCAUGACGCCUGAGCCUG
Molecule: messenger RNA, 2172 nt
Organism: Aplysia californica (California sea hare)
Lineage: Eukaryota; Metazoa; Mollusca; Gastropoda; Aplysiida; Aplysiidae
Product: calmodulin-regulated spectrin-associated protein 2
Biological process (GO): cytoplasmic microtubule organization; neuron projection development; negative regulation of microtubule depolymerization
Cellular component (GO): microtubule minus-end
Molecular function (GO): microtubule minus-end binding; spectrin binding; calmodulin binding
Source: RefSeq, a predicted model, not a curated record